AUGGCUAACAAGAUAAUAAAUACCGAGUUGCAUAUCCGAUUUUCAGAGAAGAAUUUUUCUGAUUUGAUCAUUCCUGUUGACAGCAACGAUGAUUUACUCAAGAUCAACAACGGGUUUCUAAGGAAAUUGGUAAGGGACCACGAUCCACAAUUACACAAGAAGACAUUCAAUAAGCGACUCAAGUUCAUCUAUAAUGGGAGACCAAUUACCGACUCGACAAAUUUUCAAGAAUCAUUAUCAAAAUUCACGCGGUUGGUAGGGUUAGAAGAAAGUGAUGAUGAUGAUGAUGAUGAUGAAGAAGAGAGCACAACAUUAUUGAGUAAAUCAAAAGGCAAAGAGAAUUUACCUCCUACUGUUAAGGAUCCUAGAAUAAAAGUACACAAAAUAUUUAUUCAUUGUCUUAUAGGUGACGCAUUAUCACCUGAAGAAUUACAGCAAGAGGAUCAAUUGGAUAGCAAACAUCAACUUCCCUCAACCACCCCUGCACCAAUCGGAUUUGAUAGAUUAUUGAACGCUGGUUUUUCCGAGACCGAAGUGGCGGAAUUGAGACAACAAUUUCAAUCGAUAUACGGAUCAACUUUAAAUCUGAAUAUUGCCAACGAUUUAGACGAUGAGUUUGACGACGAUGAGAAUGAUGAUGAGGAGGAGGAGGAGGAGGAGGAAGAUAAAGUAGAACAAGAACAAGAAGAACAAGGAACAAAUGAAAAUAUUGACGGAACAACUGGGACUAGCGUGGCGCACCUACAACAACAAAUGGGAGAAACAGAUAUCAGGCAAUUAGAAGAGCGGUGGAUUGAAAGUUCCGCCAACGACCCUUCGGGAUUAACAACUGUCAAUUCAAGAGGGUUAUUUGGAUUAGGGCUUGCAGAGCAAGGGGAUACCAAUAAUCGGGAUUUGCUAGUCGGGGUUCUAAUAGGAGCGAUUUUUGGAAUCUUAUCGUUAUUACUUUUGAAAGAAGAGUUUAGGAUUUUUAAUAAACGAACAAGAAUGGCAAUGGUUGCUGGGGUUCUUAUUAAUUUCAGUUUUGCAAUCGUCAAACAAUGGAGUUGA
Messenger RNA from Saccharomycopsis crataegensis, 1050 nucleotides. RefSeq names its product Dsc3p (gene DSC3). Gene Ontology annotation, cellular component: Dsc E3 ubiquitin ligase complex; endoplasmic reticulum. The transcript has a single exon. The record is from RefSeq and is a predicted model, not a curated record. The coding region runs from base 1 to 1050 and encodes 349 amino acids. Lineage: Eukaryota; Fungi; Ascomycota; Saccharomycetes; Ascoideales; Saccharomycopsidaceae.